Molecule: messenger RNA, 5494 nt
Organism: Oncorhynchus keta (chum salmon)
Lineage: Eukaryota; Metazoa; Chordata; Actinopteri; Salmoniformes; Salmonidae
Product: signal-induced proliferation-associated 1-like protein 2
Exons: 16
Coding region: 1-3798 (1265 amino acids)
Biological process (GO): establishment of epithelial cell polarity; activation of GTPase activity; epithelial cell morphogenesis
Cellular component (GO): cytoplasm; plasma membrane; Golgi apparatus
Molecular function (GO): protein binding; GTPase activator activity
Source: RefSeq, a predicted model, not a curated record
AUGCAGUCUGACGACCUCUUCCUACGCAAGUUUUGCCGGCAGAGGCCACGACCCCCUCUGACAACGGUCAACUUUGACUCUAAGCGGGAGGGUGGGGUAAGGGCGCGGGUGGUGGCAGGGGAGUGGCCCCCGAGGAGGGAUGGAACAGAUGGGGAGAGUCUUACUACUCCGAGCUGUGUGGGUCUGAACCUGAGGUCAGUGGGCCGAGGACACAUCAUGCAGAGAAGCAACAGUGACGUGACGCUGGGAGACCUGGACUCCUCUGGUAAGGCGGGAGGGAAGGCAACACGGGCGGUGGGGGAGAAGGCAGGUGCCGGGGCCCAGGAGGACUCAGGGGUGGUGCUGCACAGGGAGUAUGGCAGCCUCUCCUCACUGGAGAGACAGAUAGGUCUGUCAGGAACCCAGGACCCGAGUGCAGAGGACCAAGGCGUUCUGAGCCCCAACGCCCUCCGCUUCAAAGACCCCUUUCUGCUGCUGGGCCUGCAGGGAACCCCCCCAGAGCCUGACGGCUUCUUCAGGGCUCUGUCCACCCCCGCAGGAGACACCCCAAAACCAGCCAAGCCCCCAAAGCCUGAGGGGCUGAGCAAGAAGGCCAAGCCCUCUCCUCCACAGGUCCCCCAACCAGGUCCUUAUGACAACCUGGGUGGAGGAGCCUGGGUCAGGAAUGUUGCCCACUAUGAUGUCCAGAGCAUUUUGUUUGACCUCACAGAGGCGGCCAGCAACCGAGACAGCAUCGGCCGCAAAAAGAACAUCACCUCAGGGGCAUCGGCUGCCUCGACGAUGCGUCCCCUCACCCAGGCCACGCCCUCGCAGAGUGGGGGCGGUGUUGGGGGGGCUGUGGAGGACCCCUCCCUGGACGAAGGAGAUGGCAUCGACAACGAGCUGCUGCUCAGCUGCCCCCACUUCCGUAAUGAGAUGGGGGGUGAAGAGCGGGUGGGCCUGGGGCAUACGCAGGGCAGAGGGGGUCUGUGGCUAAGCCUGAGGAACCCCAACGAUGCUGUCUCAGUACUGGAGGAACCCAGAGAGAGCCACGUCCAACAGCAGGGCAAGAGCAACUAUUUCAUAGAACACGCAGACCUGGGAGCCCACUACUACCGCAAAUACUUCUACAUGAAAGAUCAUCAGAACUUCUUUGGCAUGGAUGACCGCCUUGGUCCAGUGGCCAUCAGCUUCCGUAGAGAGGAGAAGGAGGGGUCUAGUGGAGCUCAGUAUAACUACAGGAUCAUCUUCAGAACCACUGAGCUGAAGACUCUGCGAGGCUCCAUCCUGGAGGAGUCCGUGCCCUCAGCGGCCCGCCACACCACCCCCCGAGGCCUGUCUCCCAAGAGGCUCCUGGAGUUCAUCAUCCCAGAGCUCAACCUCCACUGCCUGCGCCUGGCCUCCACCUCACCCAAGGUCCGAGACACCCUGCUCAAGCUGGACGAACAAGGGCUGAACUUCCAGAGGAAGGUGGGGGUGAUGUACUGCCGUGCAGGCCAGAGCUCUGAGGAGGACAUGUAUAACAACGAGAGCUCGGGGCCGGCCUUCGAGGAGUUCCUGGAUCUGCUGGGGGAGCGGGUGAAUCUGAAAGGCUGGGAGAAGUACCGAGCUCAGUUGGACACCAAGACGGACUCCACAGGGACCCAGUCCCUCUACACACACUACCAGGACUAUGAGGUGAUGUUCCAUGUGUCCACCAUGCUGCCCUACACGGCCAACAACACACAACAGUUGCUGAGAAAGAGGCACAUUGGGAAUGACAUAGUGACCAUAGUGUUCCAGGAGCCAGGGGCUCUGCCCUUCACUCCUAAGGCCAUCCGCUCCCAUUUCCAACAUGUCUUCAUCAUCGUCCAGGUGGAACAGUCCUGCUCUGACCAUACCUACUACAAGGUGGCGGUGACACGCUCCAAAGACAUCCCGUUAUUUGGGCCUCUGUUCCCUAAGGGUGCUCGAUUCCCCCGUUCCCCUGCCUUCAGAGACUUCCUGCUGGCCAAGGCGGUGAAUGCUGAGAACGCUGCCGAGAAGGCAGAGAAGUUCCGCUCCAUGGCCACCCGGACACGACAGGAGUACCUGAAGGACCUGGCAGAGAACUACGUGACCACCACGCCAAUCGACUCCUCCACCAAGUUCCCCCUGCUGUCCCUGGGGAGCAAACGCAAAGACAAACUGAAGGGGGCCAAGGGGGCAGAGCUGCACAGUGCUGGGGCAUUGGUCUGGGCUGUGAUGGCCACCAGUGGGAAUGAGGGGGAGACAGGAGGACACAAGCUGCCCUGUCUACUGGGGGUCUCAGCUGAAUCAGUGGUGCUGAUCGAGAGAUACACACGGAGGGUGGUGUUCAACUGCUGCUGCCGCGAUGUGAUUGGCUGGAAGGCAGUGAUAGACAGCAGGGCCAUAGGCGGGCCUUGCCUGGAUAUCUUCUAUGAGAGGGGGGAGGCUGUGUCAAUCAAUGUGAUGGACAGCCAGGCGGAGGAGAUACGGGAGAUGGUGCAGAGACUGGAGUUGGUGACGCGGGGGUGCGAGGCACGGGAGGUGACCCCCCUGCGUGACGGGGUCGGCCAGCCAGGCUUCCUGAUGAGCGAGGAGGGCUUUGUGACGGAUCUGCAGCGGUUCGGCUAUGCGGAGAGCGGGGGUCUGCAGCUGGGGGCACGGGUGGUGCGUCUGUGUGGCCACGCCCUGGUGCACCUAGGACCAGAGGAAAGAACCAGACUGCUCCGCACCGCCCACAAGAUCCACAUCACCGUCAUCCCUCCAGAUGAGAACGGCAAGCCCCGCAGGAGUUUCUCAGAGUUAUACCAGAAAGCCAUCCAGGAUGCAGAGCGUAAGCCUGGGGAGGGCCAGUCUGGAGAGGCCUGGGUGCUGGACGAGAGGGAGGAGGAGGAAGAGAUGGAGGAAGAGGAGCGGGAACAGGGAGAGGGGAAGGAGGCGGAGACGAUGGAGGGACCAGCAGAGGGAGGAGAGGCUGAGGACAGGCUGUCAGAGACUGGACAGGGUGAGGAGGACCAGGGCUCCCUCCUCUCCCCACCCAGCCUGCCUCUGUUACGGGCCACCUCCCUGCAGGACCACCCACUCAACCAGACCGUGGAGAUCACCCCCUCCCAGCUAACACGCAGCUACUCCCUAGAGAGGCACCCGUCCUGCCGAGACACAUGUGACAGGCAUGUGUAUGACAACGUGGGUGUGAAGUUGAAACAUCACAUCUAUGAGAACCCAGGGGAGCUGAGAGACGCCACGCCUGACCUCAUCCUGGCUGUCAAACCCAAGAUGCCCCUGGACGAGGAGCAGGCACAGAGACACACACAGUUUGUGGGGGCUGAGUUGGGUGAGGAGAGGCCAUCAGCGAGUGACCCCUCCCUGUCCUCCACCCGGUUGUCAUGUCUGAACAGAGCGGAGAGAAACUCCCGAGCCCUGAGCCUACACAACUCCAUCACCAAGAUCCUGUCGGAGACCACAGAUUCCUCAGAGGAGGAGUGGCAGUCUAUAGCUGAUCUAGCCACAGCAUGCCGCAGCAUCCUAGAAGCCCUGUCACGUGAAGCAGGAGAUGGGACCCAAGGAGCAGACUCCCUGACAGAUGGCAAGCUAAAGGACAUGAAGGACAGUGACUCACCGGGCCACCUGGAGGAGAAGGUGUCCCAGCUGGAGGACAUGCUGAAGAGGCUGCAGGACGACUUGCAAAAGGAGAAGGAGGACAAGGCGGUGCUGCAGGCCGAGGUGCAGAGCCUCAGGCAGAAUAACCAGCGGCUGCAGGAGGAAUCCCAGAGCACCGUGGCCCGCCUCAUCAAAGUCACCGAGCUGCUGUGCAAUGUCAACAAGCCCUGCUAGCUCUGUCACAGUACACACUAUGUGUACACAGACACACAAACAAGAUCACACACAAACAAACGCACACAAACAAACAAACGCAGACAAUCAAGAUCAUAAACACAUUCCGGACACACCACAUUCAAUAUUGUAUACAAACACCCCAUGCACAAUACAUCAACAUACUCUAUUACUGUUGCUCACUGUAUAUUAAUACAGACACACACACACACACACAUAUGCAUAAUACUCUGCAUUCUGUAGAAGGAUAUUUGAACUCUGGACCAGCCCAUGAGUGUCAAACCAACUGAAAAACAACCCUGAGUCAUUUCUCACCAUCUGAUGGUCUUCUCAAUAGCUUGACCAGUUGAGAGGCAUAUCCAGGGUUGCUCUUUACCCAAUAGUGUGUUUCUUUGUACCUUUCUUUGAGUGUGCGCGUGCGUGCAUCACCAUGGUUAUUUUAUCUUGCUUCACAUACUUGACAAGUUGGGCAGAAUAGCAAUUGCGUAAAGCUACCCAAUUGAUUUAGAUGAAGAGACACAUGUGCAGCAUGUUUGAUGGCUGUUUAUUUCAAUUGACCCAAAGUGUGUGUACAGUAUGUAAACAGUAGUCUCUCUCCUCUCUGCUCAACCCUCUCCAUGAUAUGCAACGUCUCGGACUGAGAACAAACAGCUCAGCUGUGCACCAUUAGAGGGGAUGGCCUUGGAGCUACAUAGGGAAAAUGACAUGCAUGCAGCCUGCUUGAAAAGACGGACUGAUGCAUACUGACCCUUCCUCUCUCUGCCAACCUGCUCACAGAAUGGGAAUGAGAUGCAAUUUAGUUAUAAGGGAAUUGACUCACCGAAUGCACUCAGAGAGCUGGUGGUGUUCCGUGCAAGUACUUGAGAUGGAUAUGGAAGUGGAUAAUACCUUGGAUGAGGAUGAAACAAUGGAACUUUAUCCCUUAAAGAAUGGCUGUAGAAGCUACACUGUAGAAAGGACGCCUCCUGCUGGACUGAGCCAUGCAUUGCCACACGGCAGCUCUCCUUUCAAAGAAAAAAAACAUUGUAGAGAUUUAAUGUAAACUGAACAGGAUUCCUUUAGUGAACACAGCCAUCUGUGUUCAAUUAUAUUUUGUGUUUGUUUGUUUGCUGGCUACAAUGAUACUUCAGUGUAUUUGAAAUUGACUCGGAAAGGUUCUAGAGUGGUUGACUGGGUGAGGGAUUCCCUCAUUUCAUCUUUCUGUGUGUGUACCUACUGUAUGUGUUUCUGCGUUGUUUUUGCACUUUUAGCAUAACCUAUAUGGGCAUGGGCCAGGGCACUAUUUAACCUCCUGCCCAGGUUUAUGCCUUGCUUGAAAAAUGAAAGUGGAUUUGAUCUCACCCCACCUCAUCUUCAGGUGCACUGCUGAUGACGCCAAUAACAAUAUGAGAUCAGAGGAGGACGGGAUUAUUCCUCCUCCAAGACUGUUCUGCCAAAAGACGCCAGGGCAGAUCUCCUACACCCCACUCAGACCACUGGACCCAGCUGUGACACGCCCAAAAUAACUAGACUUAAAAUUUGGAAGGAAUGCCAAACAAUCGUCAAUCACACUGUCUCAAUGCUCCUUUUUAAAGACCUACCCUUUUACUUCCUCUUGUGAUUUUAUUUUAGAGUCACUGUGAUUGCCCGGUACCAGCAGAUUACAAUAUAUUCUAAUUAAAUAAAACAUCUAGACUUUAUCUAUAUGUGAAGAUGA